Molecule: messenger RNA, 1243 nt
Organism: Trichoderma asperellum CBS 433.97
Lineage: Eukaryota; Fungi; Ascomycota; Sordariomycetes; Hypocreales; Hypocreaceae
Gene: AXHA1
Product: Putative alpha-L-arabinofuranosidase axhA-1
Biological process (GO): L-arabinose metabolic process
Molecular function (GO): alpha-L-arabinofuranosidase activity
Source: RefSeq, a predicted model, not a curated record
GGAUGAUCGUGAACUUAUAAAAGGGGUAUUAAAUUUCAGCCAUCAUGUAUCAACCAGUCUGAACGACAUCAUCAUCAAUCAGUCUCUAUUCUCAACAUUAAUACUUUACAAUGAGACUCCUAGAGACUGGGGCUUUGUUACUCGCUUCGGCGGCUUCGGCGGCCGUUGUCACUCCACGAGCUUCCUGUGCGCUCCCAUCUACAUACCGCUGGAACUCGACUGGGGCAUUGGCCAAUCCGAAAUCCGGAUGGGUCUCGCUCAAAGACUUCACUCAUGUCACCUACAAUGGACAGCAUCUCGUCUAUGGAUCCUUUCACGACACGGGAUCGACUUGGGGGGGCAUGAAUUUUGGCCUGUUUAACGACUGGUCCAACAUGGCCUCGGCAAGCCAGAAUAAGAUGAACCCCGGCACCGUUGCGCCCACCAUCUUUUACUUUGCCCCCAAGAAUAUCUGGGUACUUGCGUAUCAAUGGGGACCAACGACAUUCUCCUACCUGACGUCAAGCAAUCCCUCCAGCGUGAGUGGAUGGUCAUCACCACAGGCCCUCUUCUCCGGAACCAUAUCCGGGGCGAGCGCCAUAGACCAGACUGUCAUUGGUGACAGCUCAAACAUGUAUCUGUUCUUUGCAGGAGACAACGGCAAAAUCUACAGGGCUAGCAUGCCGAUUGGCAACUUUCCGGGCAAUUUUGGCACAGCAUCGACGGUGGUCAUGAGCGAUUCGACCAAUAACCUGUUCGAGGCUGUCCAGGUCUACACCGUCCAGGGCCAGAACAAGUAUCUCAUGAUCGUUGAGGCAAUUGGAGCAAACGGACGCUAUUUCCGCUCAUUCACGGCCACCAGCCUGAGUGGCUCAUGGACUCCGCAAGCUACAAGCGAGAGCCAGCCUUUCGCCGGCAAGGCGAACAGCGGCGCGACUUGGACUAACGACAUCAGCCAUGGCGAUUUGAUUCGCAGCAAUCCCGAUCAGACAAUGACGAUUGAUCCUUGCAACUUGCAGUUCUUGUACCAGGGGCGAGCGACCAAUUCUGGAGGCACCUACGAUCUUUUGCCGUAUCGACCGGGUCUGCUAACUCUGCAGCAUUAGUACAGCAUCCUUACUGAAUGAGUUUAAAAUAGUACCAUCUACAGGAUGGGGCUUUGUUUUUUAUCUAUAUAUUAAAUUGCUAGUUCCUAUGCGCUAUUCUGUUUCUGCUUCAGUGUUUGAUCAUUAGAUCCUUUAUACAUGGCUUCAUUAUCCACGGA